This is a messenger RNA of Mya arenaria, 955 nucleotides long. RefSeq names its product N-alpha-acetyltransferase 80-like. Bases 72 to 839 code for a protein of 255 amino acids. The record is from RefSeq and is a predicted model, not a curated record. Gene Ontology annotation, biological process: protein acetylation. Gene Ontology annotation, cellular component: cytoplasm. NCBI's taxonomy places the organism in Eukaryota, Metazoa, Mollusca, Bivalvia, Myida, Myidae. The transcript is spliced from 5 exons. Gene Ontology annotation, molecular function: acetyl-CoA binding; N-acetyltransferase activity.
GCCUGUUUGACCACGACGAUAUGUAAACAAGAUAAUAAUUGACUAAAAAAGAGCCUUAUUUAAAAUUCUAAAUGGGGUUUGAUCUUUUACCAUUGCACAAGAUCCCCAAAUAUUCUAGGGAGUGUGCUGACGUUUUGAAUGAAGAGUGGAAACGGAGUCUAACAGCAAGGCUUCACACCUUUGAGAAAUCUCGUGACGAGUUUCCAGUGAACCUAGUCUUGUUGGAGAAUGCAAAAACUGCGGAGGCAUUUGUUGUUGGCCACAGUAGACUUUCCCUUGUACAGGGGCAGCAGUGCCCAAGCUGCCUUGUUGAAUCAGUGAUCAUUAGGAAGAAACUAAGAGGGACUGGACUUGGUAGGAUUCUGAUGGAGAAAACUGAGGAGUUUGCUAAAAGAUCUGGCUUGGAGAUGAUGUACCUGACAACUCAUGAUAAGGAGAAGUUCUACAGUCACCUUGGAUAUGAGGUCUGCUCCCCCAUUGUGUUUCUUGGCUCUGACAUAAUACCGGAACAUUUGGCUGCAAAGUUGAUGAAAAAUCUCAUCAUAUAUGAUAACGAAAAUACAGUUGUGAAACAGCAAUCUGAACAACAAGAACACCAUUGUGGAGACAAGGAUGAACAAUCAGUGCAUAAUAAGAGUGACAGUAUUACAAGGAAUAAUGAGAACGAUCUUGACUCAAAUGACAGCAAGCGUGUGCCUCAAAUCCCUGCACCCCCUUCAGCCCCUCUCUGCUGCCCUGCUCCCCCUCCUCCACCCCCUGUAGCCCAGCCCCGUAAGAAGUCAGAUAUCAGUAGGUUUGAUCCUUCAAAGGUUAUAUGGAUGAAAAAGAGUUUGAAGUGACAUGUAUUGUUUUAGAAAUAAUUUUAUAUGAUUUUAUGUUACAAGACUCAUAAUACAAUGAUUAGCCUCUCUAAAUUUUUAUUUAUUUUUCGAAGAUAAAAGUCCAGUUAUUGUUA